Fomitopsis serialis is the source of this 2519-nucleotide messenger RNA. Its product is annotated as P-loop containing nucleoside triphosphate hydrolase protein. The record is from RefSeq and is a predicted model, not a curated record. Lineage: Eukaryota; Fungi; Basidiomycota; Agaricomycetes; Polyporales; Fomitopsidaceae. Gene Ontology annotation, biological process: transmembrane transport. Gene Ontology annotation, molecular function: ATP hydrolysis activity; ATP binding; ABC-type oligopeptide transporter activity. Gene Ontology annotation, cellular component: membrane. The transcript has 16 exons. Bases 46 to 2217 code for a protein of 723 amino acids.
CACCACUCCAGACACUCCUCGUUUCUCCCGUCGUCGCUCGUCGCGAUGCUCGGAAUCUGUGGGCCGCUGAGGACGCGGUCGGUGGUGAGGAUGCUGCGGCCGACAGCGGCAAGACCACCAAUGCGACUACCAUGCCGGGCUGCAUUCGCGCAGAGGUUGCUCACCACGUCUCAAUCCUCCCCGACGUCUCAGUCGACGAAUAAUCCUGCAACACCAUCGCAGUCCGACUCCCCUUCAAAUAAACCGCAUACACCACCUCCAUUACCUACCGAACCUCCGGCGCCGAAAACCUCGGUCCUCUCGCGCGUCCUGCCCGCGUCGCUUGCGGAGUCAGGCAAGACCGCCUCAUCCUUCCGCAAGAUUGUCGCGCUCGCAAAGCCCGAGCGCAAGCCGCUCGCAAUCUCUAUAGGGCUGCUAGUCAUCUCGAGCUCAGUCUCGAUGAGUAUACCGUUCACGGUUGGACGGCUCAUCGACUUCUUCACGUCUCCACUACCGCAAAUCCCUUUCGGUCUGACUCUGGGUUCAGCUUCGGCAUUGCUGUUUGCGAUGUUCACGGUUGGCGCGGCGGCGAAUGCGGGACGUGCUAUGCUUAUGCGGUUAUCAGGUCAACGGAUCGUGGCACGACUUCGCGAGCGCAUGUAUGGUGCUGCACUACAACAGGAAGUCGAAUACGUUGAACGCGGAGAAGGAGAUGUCCUCAGUCGACUAAGUGUGGAUUCUAACGUUGUUGGUGACAGUCUGACCCAGAACCUCUCGGAUGGCUUACGGUCAAUAAUCAUGUCUUCCGCCGGCUUGGGGGCGAUGUUCUACAUCUCACCGAAGCUGACGUUCCUCAUGCUUGCGAUUGUCCCUCCCGUAUCUCUUGGUGUCGUCUUCUACGGUAGAUACCUGAAGCGGCUGUCCACGAGGACGCAAGAGGCCCUCGGCGAGAUGACGAAGGUCGCGCAAGAAUCACUCUCGGCACUGCGUACUGUGCAGGCGUAUAACGCCGUCCCGCAUGAGCAACGGAAGUUCCACGAGAAGGUCGGAGAUGUCCUCGCUCUCGCGCGCAAGGAGGCCAUCGCGUCUGGGAUCUUCUUCGGUAGUACGGGAUGGAGCGGGAACGUGACACUACUGGGUUUACUUGGUUUUGGCGGAACGAUGGUCUCACAGGGUCAAAUCUCGGUCGGUGACUUGACGAGUUUGUUGCUAUACACUGUUUAUGUCGGCAGUGGCCUGCAGAUGCUUACAUCGUUCUUUACAUCGAUCAUGCGUGGCGUCGGCGCCGGAGAGCGCAUCUUCGAGCUCCUGGACCGCCAUCCUGCCAUCCCGCCGUAUACAGGUGCGGCAGUGGACCCGACCCGACGCGGUCCUGUGCGCUUUGAGGGCGUGUACUUCCAAUACCCGAGCCGGCCGGGCGUGGAGAUUCUGAAGAAUCUCGAGCUUGAGGUCAAGGUUGGCGAGAGCGUCGCGCUUGUGGGUCGGAGUGGCAGCGGCAAGUCAUCGGUCAACGCGCUGUUGCUGCGGUACUACGAUCCUGCCAAGGGCAAAGUCACUUUUGAUGGUCAAGACAUCCGCGAAUUCAACCCAGCCUCGUGGCGCAAUAUUAUGGGGGUCGUACCGCAGGAUCCCGUAUUGUUCACUGGCACCAUCGCUUCCAACAUCGCAUACGGCAAUGAGACUGCGACACGCGAACAGAUCGAAGCGGCCGCACGCGAGGCGAACUGCGAGUUCAUUUGGGGUAUGCCAAAGGGCUUUGACACAGAAAUUGGGCGUCUCAGCUUGAGCGGUGGGCAGAGGCAGCGACUGGCUAUUGCGCGAGCACUGCUGAAGAAACCGGCCAUCCUCGCUCUAGACGAGGCGACGAGCUCCUUGGACGCUACUUCCGAGCACCGGGUACGUCGAGGUUUCAUCGAGGUGACACCGACUGACGCGCACAUCUCCCAGGUGAAUGACGCGAUAGACAAGAUCUUGCGGUCCAGACAAACGACCUGCCUUAUCGUGGCACAUCGCCUGUCCACAAUCGCCCGCGCCGAAAAGAUUGUUGUCCUCGAAGACGGCCACGUUGUGGAGGCAGGGACGUACAGGCAAUUGGUGAAUAGGGAAGGGUCGAGAUUCCGCGCACUCAUGGCCGCGCAGCUGAGUGCCGCGGCAGGCGAUACGCCAGCGGAGUUGCCCGCGGGAGAGGGAUCGCAUGAUUCCCAAGAGCAGCGACCUCAGCCCCAGGCGCAGCUCUGAAGCGGAAGGGUAACCUCUGCUUGUUUGUCGUACGUAACAUUUGUCGCCACUCUUCGGACAAAUGCGCGAGAACGGAAAGGGUAUUGUAUCGCUUAUCAGUAAUGUUGUAUCUAGACGCAGAUUAGACCGCUGCAUGCGUUCAGUCUUGCAGGCAAUCAGCACACUUCGCGAGGUAAUCGGAGCGUCAGGUGAGCGGGGUGUUGUAGACUCACGGCGAUGGAUGCGAUUUCGUGACUUCGCAUCUACCGCUUGGGAAGACGCCGCGGGCCAUGCGGUUUACGCAUUGUUUCGAGCGUGUGAGC